Oenanthe melanoleuca is the source of this 860-nucleotide messenger RNA. It is a transcript of the gene MRPS15, whose product is annotated as mitochondrial ribosomal protein S15. Gene Ontology annotation, cellular component: ribosome. Bases 23 to 802 code for a protein of 259 amino acids. Gene Ontology annotation, molecular function: structural constituent of ribosome. The transcript has 8 exons. NCBI's taxonomy places the organism in Eukaryota, Metazoa, Chordata, Aves, Passeriformes, Muscicapidae. Gene Ontology annotation, biological process: translation. The record is from RefSeq and is a predicted model, not a curated record.
ACUCGCUCCGCGCCUGCGCAAGAUGGCGGCGCCCAUGGCGGCGUGUCGGGGAGCCCGGGCCAUGUUGGCGCUGCUGGGCCGCGGCCUGGCCGGGCCGGCCCGCGCCGGGGCCGCCGUGCUGGGCAGGGCAGAGCCCGCCUGCAGUCCUGUGCUCCAGGCAGCCAGGGGCUAUGCCAAAGCUGUAACAAAGAAGAAGAAAGACAUCCCCAGCCAUCUGGAUGACCUUCCUCCCACCAUGCUGAAGAAGGAUUAUGCCAAGCUCCCAAUAAUGAACAGUGUGGAUGAUGUAGUGAAACGACUGCUGUCCCUGGAAAUGGCAAGUCAGAAGGAGAAGAUGAAGGUAAAGACACAGCAGCUGGUGGAGAAGGUCAGGAGGUCUCCCAAUGACAAUGGCUCCUUUGAGGUGCAAGUUGCUAUUUUGACUGCCAGGAUACGCACGCUCGAGGAGCACCUCCAGAAGCAUCCCAAGGACAAAAAGAACCGGAGGCUGCUGCUGAUGGGUCUGGACCGGCGGAGGAAGAUGCUGGGCUACCUGCGCCGGGUCAACUACAGCACGUUUGAGAACACCUGCAAGGAGCUGGGCAUCCAGUACAGCCCCCCACAGCCCUACAGCCGCCGCGUCACCAAGCGCUGGCUGGUCAAGAAGGCUUUGUGCAUCAAGGUGUUCGAGGAGAAGCAGAAGCUCAAAGCAGCUGAGAGACUGAAGCAGAGGCGAGAGUGGCAGGCAAGAGCAAGGGCUGCACGGGAACAGCAGGAGAAGCAGGCACAGGAGAAGCAGGCACAGGAGGGGACACCUGUGUAGUGGCACAGCCAGGCUGGCACAGACAGGCUGACAAUAAACACCUGCCCAAAGACCUCAA